AAAGACAAGGCAGUUGAACAAUGGCCCGCCGUUACGAUUCCAGAACAACAAUCUUCUCGCCCGAGGGCAGACUGUACCAGGUCGAGUACGCCUUAGAGGCUAUCUCCCAUGCCGGUACGUGCCUCGGUAUCAUGGCCAAAGACGGAAUCGUGCUCGCUGCGGAGAAGAAGGUGACGAGUAAGCUACUGGAACAAGACACCGCAAACGAGAAGCUAUACAUCCUGAACGACAACAUGAUCUCCGCUGUGGCCGGACUCACCUCCGACGCAAACGUCCUCAUCGACUUCGCCCGCCGAAUCGCCCAACGACACCUCCUAACAUACAACGAGGACAUCCCCUGCGAACAACUCGUCAAACGCCUCUGCGACACCAAACAAGGCUACACCCAAGGCGGUGGUCUCCGCCCCUUCGGUGUAUCAUUCCUCUUCGCAGGCCACGACCUCCUGCACGGCUUCCAACUCUACCAAUCUAAUCCGUCGGGUAAUUACUCCGGGUGGAAGGCGACGGCGGUUGGAGCGAAUAAUGCUAGUGCGCAGAGUUUGCUGAAGCAGGAUUGGAAGGAGGAUAUGAGUUUGCAGGAGGUUGUGGAGCUUGCGGCAAAGGUUAUGGGAAAGACGAUGGAUUCGACGAAUCUGACGUCUGAGAAAUUGGAGUUUGCCACGAUUGGCCUUAGAGACGGAAAGAUCUUCCAUCACCUUUGGAAGCCGGAGGAGAUUGAUCAGUUGUUGAAGGACCAGGGAUUGAUGAAGAAGGAUGAGGAUGCGAUGGAGUCGUAAACAUGCCUGAGGAAGACGCGGAUGGUGUGAGAACCUAGAGAUGAUGAUACUGAGAUACCACGGUUGAAAUGCCAAGUU
Saitoella complicata NRRL Y-17804 is the source of this 854-nucleotide messenger RNA. Its product is annotated as N-terminal nucleophile aminohydrolase. Gene Ontology annotation, biological process: ubiquitin-dependent protein catabolic process. NCBI's taxonomy places the organism in Eukaryota, Fungi, Ascomycota, Saitoellomycetes, Saitoellales, Saitoellaceae. The transcript is spliced from 3 exons. Gene Ontology annotation, cellular component: proteasome core complex; nucleus; cytosol. The coding region runs from base 21 to 776 and encodes 251 amino acids. The record is from RefSeq and is a predicted model, not a curated record.